CAGACGGUUCGAAGUUCGUCGUGUUGUUCUCGCAGUCAGUGUAUGUUAUCAGCGGUUGAUCUGAGUCGGAAGAUUCUCGUUGUCGGUUCGCUGUCCUUGUACACAGAGAGGGCUUGUCCGCAGGACGGUGUGUCGUGACUCAAGAUUUGUUUACCUCUCUCGUGGUUCGUUUUAUUCUCGGUUUUCUGGAAGAUUGGCAAAGAAAGAAUCGCGGUGAAGUUCCAUGUGUUGAGAAAGGUUCGGCGAAGGUUGUUUCGAAAAAGAGGUACGAAAAGUUGGAGGCUUUUCGGAGAAUUGUGCUGGCUCUUCUGGAGCUGUGAUUAAAGAAUCGUUUCCAAUUGAUACAAUUUGGGCAGCGCCAUUAUCUGGUGGAAUUUCGAUUGUUGUCGUGUCGUUGCAUGUGGGAUGCAUACAAUUAGAGUGAUUCAUGAGAUAAACAUUCCGGCACGAAACUCGAGGAAAAGAUCGAUCAUAAUUGAUUGCCGGAGCUUUAUUGCUGUGGUCGCGUGAUUGGGGAGUGAAACAGUAUCGAGCGCGACGACGACCCAAAGAAGUCAGUCGAGAAGAGAAGACGUGAAAGAAUCUCAGUCUGUGGGGGAAGUUGUUGUGGCUGGCGUUCGGAGAUCGUGAGGUGUCCGACAGAAACCAGUAAGCAGUGGCGAAUCGAAUGUAAUUCGAUAGACGGUAUUCCGGAACGGCGAUCGGAAAGAGUUGGUUGUGAGAUCGGUGAUCGGAGAGUUGUUACCGGUGGAAAAGCUCCCUGCAAGACUCCCCGUCUGCAGUCAACCCAAUUCCUCGCCAUCGUAAAAUCUCCACCAGACUGCACCGGCCAUAAUCUCGAUCAAGAUCAUCAAGUUGGGCCUCAGCCCGGUCGCAGUCGAUUAUCCAAUCCACAAGAAGAAGCAAGCAAAAAAACGACUAUGAUGAAAACAUAACGAUAUCGUCAAUAUGUAACGCAACAAAAAGAGCAGAAAAGGCGCGAAAAAAACGAGUAACCGGAAAAUGCACGUAUAAAUCACACCCUUAAGAGUCGGCUGUGGUAAGAAAAGGAAGAAGAAAAAAGAUAAAAAUAUAUAAGAAAAAUUAAGCAGCAAGAUAACAACAAGGCAAAAAGUAGGAAAGGAAAAGUGAAAGAUCAUCAUCGCCGUCGCAGCUCACAGCUGGCAAACAAGUCCGCGGUUUUCCCGACUGCGCCGCCGCUGAUCUACGCAGCAAUUUACGCUCCACGAGUGAUGAGAAAGUGUUGAUUUAUAAUAAUUUUCAUUUUUAUAGAGACCCCUUUCUGGGUGGAAGCUGACUGCCUGCCGAGAAAAUUGAUUCAGCUGAAGAGAGCAAAUAAAGUGGAGGUUUUAUUUUUUGGUGCAAUAAAAGUUAAUAGAAAACUUUUGAAGAAGCGAGAAAAAAACGCGUUAAAAGUAGUGGCUUUAAUUAAGAUUUAUUGGUCGAUGUAACUUUCGGUGCAUCAUUCGAAACCCGCUUUCUGGCAGCACUGCCGAUUUUUAAGGCGAAGAAGCCAAGGUGUCAAUUGAGAGAGGUGUCAAUCCCCUCCCCUUCAGUGCGCGUUAGAGUGUGAGUGAAAAGGAAGACCAAGAAAAGGCCUCAAAGUGUCGUUCAAAGGGUCAAAAAUGGCACCGGGUAACGGUGCGGGGGCUCCGGAGGGAGGUGGUGGCGGAGGAGGCUCCGGUCCACCGAGCAGAACGCCGUCCAUCAUGGACAGUCCGACGUUGGCCCGGGUUGAGAGGGCCCGGCUGAGGCAGGAAGCUGCGGCGGCCAAUGGUGCUGGUGGCGGAAGUCAGCCCCAUCUGAGGGAGGACAGCUUGGAGCGGGUGCUGCUGGAUCCAAAGAAGUCCCUCCUAAUUGGACGCAUCCCGGUGGCCCAGAUGACCGGACCGAUCAAACGAGGCCUGCUCUGGCAGCAGCGGGACCGACUCUUCUCCAGAUGGAAGGAAAGAUAUUUCAUCCUGACACGUGAUUAUCUAAACUGCUUCAAACGGUCGUCCGGAUCGGCGUCGGAGAAAAUUUCCGACAUGGGACAGUUUAUCUUUAAGAUCAAACUGGUCGACGUGGAGAAGGUCGAGUGGCUGAACCGCCGGUCGUACAGCGCAAUUGGCUUGCUUCUCGGCUCGCGAGAAGGUCGCGUCUUAUUGCGCUGCGACCACGGCCUCGAGGACUGGUUCGAGCUGCUGGAGGAGUGCACCCUGAGCAGCAAGGAACGCCGGCGGGCACUCCGGCUAACCCAAGGGCCUCGCUCGCGGGCUUCGUUGGCCGCUCCCGUUUCGCACGCAUCCCUGCAGAGCAACCACCUCGGGCUGGGCGGAACCUACUCCGGUGCAAUCGAGGACUGGCUCAUGUCGCGGCACCACAAGGCCGGCGGAGGUCACCACAAUCAUCACCAUUUGCAUCACUUUUUGCACUCGGACUCGGUUCCGGACCUGAGCACAAUCAACGAGAACCACGGCCUGACCAGCGGACUGUUGACGAACCAUUCGACGCCGAAGAAGGUCCCCAACGCACGCCACAACCUGUCCGGAAGUUCGACCAAUGGGUACAACAGCCACAACGGAAGCUUCUGCAACGGGUUCCCGUACUCGCCGCUGAAGAAACUCUCGGACAACUUUAUCAACGGCAACAGCACCUACAUCAUCAACGACGAGGACGAAGAGGUUGAACUGCGCCGUGGAGGUCGCUACCGCGUGGAACAGGACGACCUCUACCGGCGUCCGCUGGGCCCGGCCGGCAACAGCAACGACAACAACCGUCACUCACCAGUGCUGACCGAUUUGGACUUUUCCGCGUGUGACAGCGGGUUGGACACGCCACCGUCCACGCAUCGGCCUUCGAGCUGCCGGGACAACAUGUAUCUGAUUGCGGCGUACAACCACCACAACCAGAGUCACCUUGCGAUGAUGAACGGUGGCAAGGACAAAACCACCGACACCGGGAUCAGCUCGUCGCGCGGGACGUUGGUGUCGCCGGCGAACAGCAUUCGGCACGGACUCAACGGCAACAACAACAACAACAGCUACAAUAUGAACAGUUAUGGGUCGAGAUACAGCGUCCAGGAGCAGAAGAUUCUGCGCGCCCGCAACAACCACCCGGAGGAAACUAACGGCAAAAACUCGAUUCGCUCGAUCCGCGCCGAGUUCUUCGAGCAGAACAAAUACAACAACAACAAUAAUAAUCACCUUGCAAACGGUUCCACCAACAACAGUCCGGCCCACAACGGUGGCCAUCACUACCACCAUGGUCAUCAGCACCAGCACCAACAUCUGGUCGGAAGCAACGGAAACAUUCACCAACAACAGCAGCACCAUCACCACGUGGUCAACGGACUGAACAACAAUCAACAGCAGCAGCCUCACUUUAAUGGCAACAGUAUUAACAGCACCAACGGAAAUGGGACGGCCGCGCUGCGGGACCGCUACCAGCAUCCGGCCCUCGCCGCAAUCAUCAACGAAUCCCAGGGAAUGAAGUUUAGAGAUCGUUCCUACUCGGAUUGCCAGCAGCAGGUGCCUCGCCGGCAGUGGACCAGCAACACGCCCAGCCCGAAGCGCAUCCCGUACCUGGGAACGCCCCCAACCCGGGUCUAAUCGAUUCCUGGCCACGUGGAAGAUGAAGGUUAA
Molecule: messenger RNA, 3623 nt
Organism: Culex pipiens pallens (northern house mosquito)
Lineage: Eukaryota; Metazoa; Arthropoda; Insecta; Diptera; Culicidae
Product: homeobox protein 2
Exons: 8
Coding region: 1626-3590 (654 amino acids)
Biological process (GO): actin cytoskeleton organization
Cellular component (GO): plasma membrane
Source: RefSeq, a predicted model, not a curated record